AUGGACAAGAGCGACGAGGUAUACAAUUGGCUCGUUGAACAUCUUCAUGACUGCAUGAAGAAGGCUCAGAGUUCUAAAACCACCAAGAGACGGGUGUCUCCGGUAAGUCUAGAGCUGACACGUCAGUGUAGAGCUGGACGAGCAGCAGGCAACCAGGAAGCUCGCAACGCCUUGCAGAGAGGCGAUAAAAGAACACCUCAAAGAGAGAAAAGCAGAAGUGUUGGCUGA
Necator americanus (New World hookworm) is the source of this 228-nucleotide messenger RNA. RefSeq lists its product as uncharacterized. Bases 1 to 228 code for a protein of 75 amino acids. NCBI's taxonomy places the organism in Eukaryota, Metazoa, Nematoda, Chromadorea, Rhabditida, Ancylostomatidae. The transcript has a single exon. The record is from RefSeq and is a predicted model, not a curated record.